AUGCCACCAGCGUCUCAACUUACUAUAAAAAAUAAAUUAUUUGAAGUUGUUUCGCAAGUAGAGUCUGAUCUUUUGAAUUCUCAACAAAAUAAUGCUUUUCAAGAACUUCAUUCACAACAGAUACAACAAAAUAUCUACAGUCGACCUCAGUCUUUUUCUACGUGGUCAUACGGCGAAAGUUCAUGUGCAGGUACUUCUCGCGACAGUUCAGUUUCUGAAAAUGUUGAGAACCAAGAUGAUAUUGUUCAUUAUAUAAAUACUCAUACAGAAUAA
Messenger RNA from Macrosiphum euphorbiae (potato aphid), 273 nucleotides. Lineage: Eukaryota; Metazoa; Arthropoda; Insecta; Hemiptera; Aphididae. The record is from the annotation of a GenBank genome assembly.